This is a messenger RNA of Macrosiphum euphorbiae (potato aphid), 963 nucleotides long. Lineage: Eukaryota; Metazoa; Arthropoda; Insecta; Hemiptera; Aphididae. The record is from the annotation of a GenBank genome assembly.
AUGACCGAAACACUAGACGAGACGGCACAGGUACUCUUAGGGUCUUUCUUCCCUAGGGAAGGGCAGAAAAGAGACCUCAUAAGAAGCGGGCCUUUAGAUAACUACGGAGGCCCGGUGGACGCUGAUAGAGUCAGAGCGGCGAUCUGGAGGAUGCGCCCAGGCAAAGCGCCCGGACCCGAUGGCAUCACGGCUGGUUUGCUGAGGAAUGCAUGGCCGAUCCUGGGUGAGGAGAUGGUACGCCUCUUCAGAACGUGCAUAAUUGAAGCCACUUUCCCGCAAUCAUGGAAGUGCGCCAACUUGGUCGUACUGCUUAAACAAGGGAAAAAGGACGCUACGAAUCCAAAGUCAUACAGACCAAUAAGCUUGUUGCCUACAAUGGCAAAAGCACUCGAAACCCUUAUCAUUCAGGACUUGGAAACGGAAACCGAGUUAAAUAAUUAUGGCCAACAACACGGAUUUGUGCCAGGCAGGUCGACCAUCACGGCAAUGAAGUCCCUGUAUGAUUGGAUACAUGGUAGCAAUAGCAGGCACGUGUUCGGGGUGUUUCUGGACAUCACCGGGGCCUUCGACAACGUCGGCUGGUUCCCGCUAAUAUCCAGACUUGACGCGCUCGGCGCCUCGAUCAGAACAAUGAGACUAAUCCAGAGCUACCUCGUCAAUAGGUCAGCGAGCAUCGUGAUUGACGGCAAACGAUACCAGCGAAUUAUAGAGCGAGGAUGCCCACAAGGGUCCCAGCUUGGUCCCACAUUGUGGAAGGUUGCCAUGACGGAGAUUGGCAACAUGCAACUGGACAACACAGCCAACAUGGUGCUGUAUGCGGAUGACAUCGCGCUCACGGUGGCAGCGGCGAGGCCCCAAACUGCACAUGGCAGAAUCGAAAGAUACCUCGAUGGCCUCAAAGCGUGGGCUAAGGCAUACGAGCUGGAAUUCUCGCCAAUAGUGCACUCCUCGCAACGAUUUUGA